CUUCAUAUCAAUACAUAUUUCAUUUAAAUUUUGGUGUCGUCGCCGGUUACAUUUUUAUACCUUUCAUUUUUACAAAACCUAAUCCAAUUUCCACUUAUACAUAAACUGUUGAUGCUUAAAAUGAUAGACACCCCUUAAAAAGGAGAUCACACGAAACGAUUACUUAACAAUUAUCGCGGCACGUUCGUGUCGCGUUCAUUUUGAACGUUGUUGUCGAGGGAAACGAUUGCGGCAUAAAAGUAGGGUGCAGGUGACAGGUGGGUUCGGAUGGUAACCCGCCGAGACCGGUACCGACACCCCAUUACAAAAUCCAGGUCAAAGGAAGUCCAAUUUAGGUCAAAAACGACGGUGGAAGUGGAGUUGCACAAGUAAUACGAUAACCAAACCGAUUUGGUUUUAGUCAUGAACUAAGAGCGGAUGAAACAAGAAGUCUAUUUUGGUGUUUUGAAAACCGACAGAAUGAUGAGCACAUGAUGGAUGAGAAAUGUGACAAAUGUCAAAAGAGUCAGAGCAACGCUUAUCACAACGUCAGCAUGGACAAUAAUUCCGACGUUGGUCAAACGACGAAGCAAUCGCCAAAGCUGCUCUCGCCACGAAAAUCAACGCAUAUCGUCGCACCAACUCCUCAACAACUUGUCGAUAAUAUAUGUCCAAAAUACGUUGAGCCAAGUAAAUACAAAAUUAAUAUUUCUUCCGAAAGAUUAGCGCAACUUAAAAAACUUGUUGAUGAAGCUGUUAAUGAUCACAGAAUUUUUACUAUUAAAGGAGGUUGGCAAAUUCUUCGUGGAGCUUUACACAGAAGGGGUUGGAUAGAAAAAUACGAAACGGCACCAAAAAAACCGGGAAUACAACCACAACUGCCGCAAAAUUUAGAUGAUCUUUGCGUUAAUCUUCCAAGUAGACAAGCAUGGGAAAGCCAAAAAGUUCAUAUGGAAAAAUGCGAAAGAACGGUCAUGUCGAGACUCCUGCAAGUACACGAUUGCGAUUUAUAUUGGAAUAUGAGAAAAGACCAAAGCGAUUGGCAACAUCGUUGCAAUCAUAACAAAUUAAUGAAUCGCUUCGGAAGAUCACUUUUUACAUCAAAGGAAGGGUUAACACUUUUACUUCAACAACUUUAUUGGCAUAUUGAGCCGGGUGUUGCUCAAGUAAAUUAUCCAAGAUGUUACGUGUUAGGUUUUCCCGAUCAUUUUCACAAUUUCGUCGACGAUUUUCGUUUGACAGCAUGUAUGGGUCUUUUAAAAUGGUUUGUUCAUAAAGCAGAUACCGAAGAUGAAUAUUCGAUAAAAUCGCCUGAAGGAAAAGUACCCAUAAGUUGCGUAAACUUUGCUAUGAGUCGUGUGGAUGAAUUCGUCGCUACGAAAAAACAUUUAGACAUCGAUAGAGAUUUUCCUAAAGUUUGGGACCACGAAUGGGAACAAUUUUUAACCAAUUUCCACCGGACAGUGAACCAAGGGGAAUUAUUUCUCGAGUCUAAAGAGUGGUCGUUGCAUAUACUUCAUGCGGCUGCAAAAGUAUCUCUUCAAGAAGUCGCUAGAUAUUGGCCUCAAUUUAAUUUGGACGGUAUGAAAAAUAUUUGGAUUAUGAAACCAGGAAAUAAAUGUAGAGGGAGGGGUAUACAUCUGGUUAGGAAUGUUCAAGACGUCAGUAAAGCGGUUAAUUUAAAAUUGAAAUAUGUAGUGCAAAAAUACAUUGAGAAGCCUUUAAUUAUUUAUAAAACUAAAUUUGAUAUCCGACAAUGGUUUCUUAUUACUUCAGUGCAGCCAUUAACAAUAUGGAUGUAUCGCGAAUGUUACUUCAGAUUCAGUUCACAAAUUUUUAGUUUAGAAAAUUUCCACGAAUCUCUACAUUUAACUAACCAUGCCGUUCAGUGUAAAUAUACGAACGUGAAUCAAAGAGAUAAAGCUUUACCAGAUGAAAAUAUGUGGGAUUGCGAAUCUUUUAAAAGUUAUUUGAAGCAAAUCGGACAUGGGAAUAAAUGGGAAGACGUUAUUUUUCCAGGGAUGAGACAAAGUUUAAUCGCUACCAUGUUGGCUUGUCAAGAAACGAUGGAUAGAAGGCCCAAUACUUUUGAAUUAUAUGGAGCUGAUUUUAUUUUAGCCGAAGAUUUUAGCCCAUGGUUAUUGGAGAUUAAUUCAAGUCCGGAUUUGUCUCAUUCUACAAGCGUAACAUCUCGAAUGUGUCCACAUUGUCUUGAAGAUUUAGUUAAAGUUAUUGUUGAUAAACGAAGAGAUCCUAAAGCAGAUACAGGAAGAUUUAUAUUAAUUUACAAACAAAAUCUACCAAGACCGCCAGCAUAUUUAGGCAUGAGUUUAACAGUUCGGGGAAAACGUAUUUUUAAAAACCGUCUGAGACGUCAUAAGAAUUCAGGAAAAGAAAACGAAAGUAUUUCAAAAAGGAAUGGAUACGCGUUAAAAGCACCAACAACACCUCAAAUACCCACCAUCGUUCAUGCAUCUUACACACCAAGAGAGACCGUAACAAGUUACAGCGGUCCCGUUAUCGGAGAUUUAAUGGAAGAGCUUCAAUCGACCUAUUUAAAAAGUUGCGAAGACGGAAUUGAUUUUGUUCCAGUUUUAAAAAACGAAGUAGGGAGUAAAAUCAAGAAGAAGACGUCAAAUAAUAAGGAAGGGGUAUCGAAAGGAACUAAAAUCGUUUCAAAAUCGGGGACUAAUAAAAAACGUUCUGUUAACAGAAAGCCAAAAGGAAGCGCAAAGCGUGAUGGUGAUACUAAUUUAACCACAACAUCCGCGAAAUCUACAACGACUAUCCAAAGAAGUUCUACUGGACAGGGAAGAAAUUACGUAAAAGGAGGAACUACGGCUAGUAUUCUUAAUGGGCAUAACAUUCUGUCGAAAUUUCGAAUUAAUAAUAAAGAAAUUAACAAAAAUAAUAAUGGGUGUUUGGAGAAGUUUUACGGGGAUAUCGAUAAAAGACAUGUUUCGGCUAAAGCCGAUCUGUUAACUGUUGGGGUUAAUUUUAAGAAUUAUCAAAAAAAUAAUUCUAAAUAAGGAAAGGUUUAACAUCACUAUUUUAAAAGAAUUUGUUAAAAAAAAUGUUAAAGAAGAAAGUGUUA
Molecule: messenger RNA, 3073 nt
Organism: Onthophagus taurus
Lineage: Eukaryota; Metazoa; Arthropoda; Insecta; Coleoptera; Scarabaeidae
Product: tubulin glycylase 3A
Biological process (GO): cilium assembly; protein polyglycylation; cilium movement
Cellular component (GO): axoneme; microtubule cytoskeleton
Molecular function (GO): protein-glycine ligase activity, initiating
Source: RefSeq, a predicted model, not a curated record